Molecule: messenger RNA, 1556 nt
Organism: Setaria italica (foxtail millet)
Lineage: Eukaryota; Viridiplantae; Streptophyta; Magnoliopsida; Poales; Poaceae
Product: tyrosine--tRNA ligase 1, cytoplasmic
Exons: 9
Coding region: 99-1256 (385 amino acids)
Biological process (GO): tRNA aminoacylation for protein translation
Molecular function (GO): tyrosine-tRNA ligase activity; ATP binding
Source: RefSeq, a predicted model, not a curated record
CCCUCGAAGCCGAAACCUCCCCACACGCAUCCGCCACCGUCCACCCCGCCGCCACCGACGCUUCCGCCGGCUCCCACCCUUCCUCCGCCGCCGCGGCCAUGGACCCCUCGCCGGCACCCGAGUCAGCGCCGGUCGCAUCCUCUUCCUCCGCCCCCGUCCCCGCCGCGGCCGCCGCCGUAGACAAUCUGGCGGGGGCCGUGGCGGCGAUGACGCUCGAGGAGCGGUUCGCGACGCUGCGGGGGAUCGGGGAGGAGUGCAUCCAGGAGGACGAGCUCAUGCGCCUGCUGCAGAACAAGCCCGUCCCCAUCUGCUACGACGGCUUCGAGCCAUCCGGACGCAUGCACAUCGCUCAGGGCAUUGUGAAAACAAUCAAUGUCAACAAGAUGGUCCGGGCUGGAUGCAAGGUGAAAAUCUGGAUUGCGGACUGGUUCGCGCAGCUCAACAAUAAGAUGGGAGGUGACCUGAAGAAAAUCCAGACAGUCGGGCGCUACAUGAUCGAGAUUUGGAAAGCGGCCGGGAUGAACCUUGAUGGCGUGGAGUUCCUUUGGUCUUCGGAAGAGAUCAACAAGCGUGCGGGCGAGUACUGGCCACUUGUGAUGGACAUUGCUCGGAAAAACAACGUCAAAAGAAUAAUGAGAUGCUGCCAAAUCAUGGGCAGGAAUGACCAGGAGGAAUUGACUGCUGCACAGAUUUUCUACCCUUGCAUGCAGUGUGCUGAUAUAUUUUUCUUGAAGGCUGACAUAUGCCAGUUGGGGAUGGACCAAAGGAAGGUCAAUAUGCUAGCUAGGGAGUACUGUGAUGACAUCAAAAGGAAGAACAAACCAAUUAUUUUGUCACAUCAUAUGCUCCCUGGUUUUAAAGAAGGUCAGGAGAAGAUGUCAAAGAGUGAUCCAACGUCUGCUAUCUUUAUGGAAGAUGAUGAGGCCCAAGUUAAUGUGAAGAUAAAGCAAGCUUUCUGUCCUCCCAAAAUUGUUGAGGGAAAUCCUUGUUUGGAGUACAUUAAGUACAUUGUUUUCCCCUGGUUUGGAAGGUUUGAGGUCAUCCGCAAGGAAAACAAUGGUGGUAACAAGACAUUUGUAACCAUGGAUGAACUCAUUUCUGAUUAUGAGAGUGGUGCUUUGCAUCCUGCCGAUGUCAAACCUGCACUGGCAAAAGCAAUAAAUGAAAUAUUGCAGCCUGUUCGUGAUCACUUCAACAACAACAGCGAAGCCAAAGUUCUGCUUAAUACUGUUAAGAAGUACAGAGUGACCAAUUGAGGAGCGGGAGCUAUAUUCUCUUCGCGGGGUGAAUUUCGCCUUUUGCGAUUUUGGAAUACUGAUCCAUUUACUGAAUACCACCAGACCCAUUAGAUCAUGUGUUGCUUAGUGUACAAUUCGAGAUACAUGCAUUUUAUGGUCUCAGUGGGUCUUUCACUGCGCCCUGCAACAUAGUAACAAUUAUUUUGGACAUAUGGUACUGAAGUUUACCCUUUGAGAACUGGAGUUGACCCACUGGGCCCCGCCCCGCAACAUAGUAACAAUUAUUUUGGACUUAUGGCACUGAAGUUUACCCUUUGA